Molecule: messenger RNA, 1719 nt
Organism: Adineta ricciae
Lineage: Eukaryota; Metazoa; Rotifera; Eurotatoria; Adinetida; Adinetidae
Source: the annotation of a GenBank genome assembly
AUGUUUAUCACCAUUAUCCUACUGACUGUUGCUAUUUGUUUGAUCGUUACUUAUUUAUACAAAAUAAAGUCUUCCUAUGAUUAUUUUCAACGCCGAAACAUUUCUGGUCCAUCACCACAAUUCUUUUUCGGUCAUUAUUUAACACUGUGGAAUGUUCCAUUCUAUUCACGUCAACUUCAAAAAUGGACACAUCAAUAUGGCAAUAUUUAUGGUCUUUUUGAAGGAACACGUCCAGUGUAUGUUGUAUCUGACGUUGAUUUCUUACAGGAGGUUUUUGUUAAACAAUUUUCAUCGUUCCAUUCGCGUCGACGACCUUUUAUCACUCGUAUUUUAAAAGGCAAUCAAGCCCAUCUGUUUUCCGCUCAAGCGGAUCAGUGGAGACGCCAACGUCAUGUGAUCAAUCCGACGUUUUCAGCAGCAAAACUGAAAAUGAUGACACCGUUAAUCAAUCAAUGCAUUGAAUCAUUAAUAAAGAAAGUCAAUGAUAUGAAUGGCGCAGAUUUCAAUAUCUAUGCAUUAUACAAACGGAUGACUAUGGAUGUUAUAUGUCGUUGUGCAUUUGGUAUUGACGCUGAUAUGCAAAACGAUUUAGACAAUAUUUAUAUGAAAAAGUCGAUCGCUUGCUUUGAUAUCGAUGUAGAAAAACUGUCUAUUGUCAAAUUAUCGAACGUGAUGCCAUUUCUCAUUCCAUUCUUGACUCAAAUUUUCAAGUUUGGUCUAUUUGUUCAAAGAACGACUAAAAAAUGGUCAUCAAAUAUGCUAUCUGAAAAUGACGGCCUACCUGUAACCUGGCUGAUUGAACGAUUAGAAGAACUUCUUAAGCAACGGCUAUCUUCCGAAAGUAAGCGCACUGAUUUGCUUAAAUUAAUGUUGGAUGCAGCCACUGAAGAAGAAAUCAAGGAUGAUACAUCAGAAGAAUUGUCAUCGAAGAAACUACACUACAAUGAAGUCGUUCUCAACAUAUUAGUGUUUAUGCUCGCUGGCUUUGAAACCACCUCCAAUACUUUAGCAUUUGCAACAUUUUCCCUCGCAACAACGCCGCAUGUUCAAGAUAAACUGCAAAUGGAGAUCGACGAACUUUGGGAGGAUGGCAUCGAUAAGCUUGACUAUGAUACUGUAGCCAACAUGACAUAUUUGGAUAUGUUCGUACGGGAAGUUCUUCGGAUGUAUGGCAUAUCGAGUCAAGCGAUAACCCGAGAAUGUAAUACAUCAGUGAAUAUAUGUGGUCAUCAAAUUGAUAAAGGUUGCGUGAUUCUGCCGGAUGUUUAUUCUGUUCAUUACAAUGCUGAUCUUUGGGGACCGCAAGAUCCAAAUAUUUUCGAUCCCGAACGACAUUCAGUCAAGCGUCAUCCUCUUGCCUAUCUAGCAUUUGGUANUGUGGUCAUCAAAUUGAUAAAGGUUAGUUGCGUGAUUCUGCCGGAUGUUUAUUCUGUUCAUUACAAUGCUGAUCUUUGGGGACCGCAAGAUCCAAAUAUUUUCGAUCCCGAACGACAUUCAAUCAAGCGUCAUCCUCUUGCCUAUCUAGCAUUUGGUAUGGGACCUCGAAAUUGUGUGGGAAUGCGGUUUGCUCUGAUGGAAUUGAAAAUGUGCUUAGUACGUCUGUUGCGUUUGUAUACAGUUAAAGCUGGUGCAAAAUUCCAAGAAGGCAUGACUCUAACAGAAAAAUUCAUCAUUACACCAGAAGCUGUCAAUAUACGUUUAGAAAACAGACAUACAUAG